UCCAUCUAGCUCGAGCAUACUUUGAAAUCCUUGCUAAGAUGCAGUCAUGUUCUACCUAGUCUCCAGUUUACCGCAACAUUGACUUGUUAUACCUGUUACACUUGUUAUACCUGUAAAUGGUUCUAUCAGUUGUAAUUCAAUUAACAAUUGAAUUUGACAAUUAACGAUGAAUUUGCUGUGAUGUUUCAAAUUAUAUUAAUGUUAAUUUAAGUAGUUUAUUGUACCAUUAUUGAAACGUGUUUAAUCAAAUAUGUAAGAAGGUAAGGGUUUUAAUUGAGAAUGCAAGUUGCGUAGCUAGGCGUUCUCUUAAGUUUGGAAAAAAUCAUAGCUGUGUUUUUUUGGCCUGUUGACUCUUAAACUGAUAUAUUUACACAUUUUUCCCUUCCUGUAAAUAAAACUCACACUAAUAAGCUUCAUUGGCAGCGAGAGAUGUUGAAUAUGCCUGCAGUACAAAUAUUUUUAUGAACCUAUCACAUGAAUAAAUAUGCAUAUCAAUUUGUGGAGCCGCAAUUUUAGUGCCUAAUUGGCUUGGCCAAGGACAGACUUUCUCAAAAUACAGAAUAGACCUAAACAGUUGAUUAUAAUUAAAUAUUUCAUUCAGGGCUGGGCACUGUUUCUGCAGCUGACAUGUAAAUUUUCAUGGUCAGUCUUUCAGUGUUUUAUUGCAGUUCUCAGUCAGUGACGUUAAGUGAAGCAAUGGGCUGAUACGUGAAAGAGUUUUCACUUACUGUUAAUGUUCGAGAAAUUUAUUAACAGCGGGACAGCGAACAUCUGAAUUCAUAGAAGCUUUUGAAAUUGUUGUUCAGCAGCAAGGCAAUUACUUCAUUGUUGCUGAGAAAGCGGUGUCAUUUAUUUCCGCAACCUAUUCAACAAAAUGCUAAAACAUAUUUUUCUUCAAUUUGAAGAAAACAUGCAUUUCCUCCAAGUGUUAUACUUAGGAAUACGAGUUCAAAUUGUUGAAUUACGGCGAAGUGUGAUGUACUGAAGAACAAAAUGUGCCACAACUUAGGUUGUGUGUGUAUUUCACCUUGAAACGGUUAUUUGGAUACAACAACGGGCGCGCAUUAUAUUGUGAAUUCUGUUUUGUAACAACCUUCCGAAAUAGUUCCUUAAUUGAUUUAUGCAACAGGACCUCCGUUAACUGUGUGCGGUCUGGAGAAGUAAACCUUACGUGCAUCGACUUUGUUCCGUUAAAAUAUGGAAUGACUACCGUUAGAAUUACAAACCAACAGCUACUUAAAUCAGGCACUGUCUCAAUUAUGUCAAACAAAUAAUUCGGUUUUGUCUCCAUAGAAAAGGAGGGAAAUCGUGUAAAAUAAGUCAUGGAAAUAAAAUGCUUCGAAAAUGUUCAGCGCAGGUUAAAAAUCGACAUUUGUUAUAUAGAGAUGACUGUGCGUUAAAAUCACUUAAGCUUUAAAUAUUCGUUAUUCCAGAUGUAUGCAUUUGUAUUAUAUCAGCUUUGCCUUAUACUUACUGGCCGCCAGCAUCUCAUCAGGAUUCAAAUUACACCGUUUAUCGCUGUGUGUGAAGUAUUUAAACCCGAAAAUGCAUUUUAAGUACCUUUUAUUCGCCCUUCAAACAAAACAGUGCAAUUAAUCUCCCACACUGAAGUAUGCUUUCUAGAUAUUUUAUAUCAUUCUCAGGUCGCAUGUGAAAUGCAAAAAUCUCCGUGUAUCAUUAAUAUGAUGCAUGAUUUUAUUUUAAAUCUGACGCCUGUACACAGACAUGUCUAUGCUAUAGUUUGGCUCACUUGUUAACGAUGAAAGGAUUGGAUCUUGCAAUUGGUGUUAAAUAUAUGGCUAAUUAUGCGUAUGAAAAUUAAGCCUCAGAGUUAUGCUAAUAGGAGCCGCCUUCAGCUGUUUAUCAGAGCUCUUGAGACUGGCAUUUAAUCAAAUGAAUCAGUAACUGCUGCAUAUGCACGUGUGGUCUUUCACCGUAUUACUUCAUGAUAGAUGCAGUUUUGCUGCAUCACAAGCGUUAUCUUGUUAAAUACUAUUUAAGUGAGUACAACGUUCAAGAAACGUUUUAAUUCUAUAUUAGUUGUUGCGCACAUGAUUUUAUUUUUAAUUGCGUGUCUUCGUUCGUCUUUACAAUGAUGGACCGGGACUAGUUCGGCCGUUUGCUAGAUUGACCAUUUUGCCUAUGUUUUCCCCAUUCGAAUUUAGUUUUGAGCAAAGUAAAAUCAAUGGAUAGGCAUCUGCUAUAAUACAUUUCAACAUAGGAAACGAAAACGUUAGGUUAGUUACGGCUUCUUUAUAAAAACAAAAUUAUACCAUAUUUACGUUGCCAAUCUCUUUUUAAAUACAAUACCUGAUGAACUUUAUGCAUUUGUAUUGCUCCAUAAAUCCCUAACAUCAUGAAAGCUUUCAUAGGGAGUUACUUUGUGGAGUGCAGCGAUUGUUGUUAGGUUGAAGAUAAUGCAUAAAGUUUCUUGUAUACCAUUUAUACUGCAGAAGGGCACUCAGUUUUGAAAUAUUACGUGUAAAAUUAACGAAAGCAACAUCUUGUAGUUGUCAAUACUGUCAUUAAAAUCAUAAUGUAUUAUUUUGGCAGCAGUGUUUUGGAUAUUUACAAUACGGAUUACGUGUAUUAUUGUGCAGCGGUUAUGAGUCAUUAAAGUCUCAGUUGAGGUCAUCAAACUAGGACUUUAUAAUGUCUGUAAUAAACCGUUUCAAAAUCGUUUGAUUUGAGAUGUUAGCCAGAGCGUUGACUUGGAAAUGCUGAGAAACUCUCUGGGCCCAUCUGUCUGCACGGUUUCGGGCCCCUAGGUCCUUUUGGUUCGGCCAAUCAAAACGGCACGUGGUGGAGAUGGACCUAUCAGCGAGUAGUAUUUCUGAAUAUUCAUCAGCUAUCCAGUCAAACCUUUCAGGCGAGUUAGUGUGUAUUCACAGCAUCAUGCCUCGACUUUGUCAACCCCAAAACUCCAUUUUCUUAUGAAUGGAGAGUGAAAAAAAUCAGAUUCGCUUAAAUUGGGAUCCUUCUCGGCCGGUGGGAGUAGUGGAAGGAAAAGAAGUGAAGUGACAAGCUGGGAGGCGAACGAUGACCAUGACUACAAUGUCAGAAAACCUCAACAGCCCCGUCUCAAGUAAAGCAGUUUUUAUGGAGUUUGGGCCACCAAGUCAACAAAUGUCGCCUCCCAUGUCUCACGGACAUUACUCCAUGCACUGUUUACAUUCCGCCGGGCACUCUCAACAUGACAGCUCCUACAACACUGCUUCAUCCUUCUCACGGUCUCUGGGCUACCCCUAUGUCAAUUCAGUGAACAACCAUUCCAGUAACCCCUACAUCAAUUCAGUGCAAUCGUACCAAAACAGCUCGAAUCUGGCACACACAAGAUUAGAGGACACAGGAGCAGAGUCAGAUAAAGGUACCGUGGUGGAAAGUGGAGAAGUCAGGUUUAAUGGGAAAGGGAAAAAAAUCCGCAAACCCCGAACCAUUUAUUCCAGUCUACAGCUGCAAGCUUUGAACAGACGGUUCCAACAAACUCAGUACCUGGCUCUGCCUGAAAGAGCCGAGCUUGCUGCUUCUCUGGGGUUGACACAGACACAGGUAAAGAUUUGGUUCCAGAACAAGCGUUCUAAGUUUAAAAAGCUGAUGAAACAGGGUAAUGGUGCAUUAGAGAACAGCGCCCUUGCUAAUGGUAGGGGCCUAUCCGGAUCCUCCCCUCCAGUUCCACCCGUCUGGAACCCCUCAUCUGCCGGCAAGAGCUCCACAGGGACCCCGGGAAACUACAUCCCUAGCUACACAUCGUGGUACCCUCCAGCGCACCAGGAAUCUAUGCAGCAGCCCCAACUGAUGUAAGAUAACCACCCUCGCCCUGUUUAAGCAAGGACAAUAAUCCAAGAAAGCAAUUUCUGAAGUGCACCAUGCCCUUAGCACAGAUGUGAUGCGGAGCGAGUUCCCAAUUCUGCCAGCUGACAGCUCGGCGAAAUCUCUCUCAGAUCCCGGUUAGAACAGACCGCUAGCACCAAGACUCUGUGGCGUAAUCCCUGGGACAGUUAAAAAGCCUUUGUUACAAAUUCCUUGUAUGCAUCCUACUCCAAAAGAGGCAGGCUUUGUAUCCCCCAUUAGGAUUUUGCGUCUGUAAUCUGAAGACUGGUUUACACAGCGCAGAAUUCACGACAGCAGCAAGUUCUUACUGCACGCGGUCACGGUUUUUGUACAUAUUAUUUAAAUAUGUUGCACAGAUUUAGCGGUUUUUUUGUUUUGUGUGGAGUGUACAUGAUACAUUGUGAAAUGGGAUCUUAAUAUUUACCUGUGAAAUGCAAAUGUGAUGCUAAAAACACUGUGUCUAGCGUUCUAAAUGUAAAGGUUUAGUUUUAUAUUGACAAUGUUAACUUAUUGCUUUGUAUCUUUGAAUCUUUGUAAAUAUAUUAUAAAGUCCAUUCAAGGCAGUAAAAUAUGAUUUUAAAUAGCAGCUGUUACAUUAUGAAAGUCUCAGUGUGCUCAUUCCAGGUUCAUUAAUACCGAACUGCAAAAA
Chiloscyllium plagiosum (whitespotted bambooshark) is the source of this 4480-nucleotide messenger RNA. It is a transcript of the gene dlx1a, whose product is annotated as distal-less homeobox 1a. Gene Ontology annotation, biological process: negative regulation of transcription by RNA polymerase II; embryo development; cell differentiation. The record is from RefSeq and is a predicted model, not a curated record. Lineage: Eukaryota; Metazoa; Chordata; Chondrichthyes; Orectolobiformes; Hemiscylliidae. Gene Ontology annotation, molecular function: DNA-binding transcription factor activity, RNA polymerase II-specific; RNA polymerase II cis-regulatory region sequence-specific DNA binding.